Messenger RNA from Ictalurus punctatus (channel catfish), 6221 nucleotides. It is a transcript of the gene ipo13a, whose product is annotated as importin 13a. Gene Ontology annotation, molecular function: small GTPase binding. The coding region runs from base 152 to 3019 and encodes 955 amino acids. NCBI's taxonomy places the organism in Eukaryota, Metazoa, Chordata, Actinopteri, Siluriformes, Ictaluridae. The transcript has 22 exons. The record is from RefSeq and is a predicted model, not a curated record. Gene Ontology annotation, biological process: protein import into nucleus. Gene Ontology annotation, cellular component: cytoplasm; nuclear membrane.
CUAGAACUAUACUGAGAUUAAUCAGAAGGACUGGACACAGUCAGUGUGACCCUUUCUGCACACACUGUGCGUGUGUAAAUCAGUUGAGGGACAUACUAUGAAAGCUGUUUCGGUGAAAUAUUGUUACAGGACAUUUUUGUAACCGGGGAUAAUGUCCGCUUCCUCAGACUCCACCGAGUUUACUGCGGAGGCAGUAGAGAGGGCUCUUCAGCAGCUGUACUACGAUCCGGACAUGGUGCAGAAAAAUGUGGCGCAAAAGUGGCUGGCGCAGGCCCAAGCGUCGCCGCAGGCGUGGCACUUCUGCUGGGCACUGCUGAGCCCGGACAAGGUGCCCGAGAUCCAGUUUUUUGGGGCAAGCACGCUACACAACAAGAUUUCCAGCCACUGGCAGGAGCUCAGUUCCGAGCUUCGUGAGUCUCUUCGCUCUCAGAUCCUCACCCACCUGUGCCACUUCGCCCUUGGCCCCAAGGUGGUGCUGACGCGCCUCUGCGUGGCCCUGGCGUCUCUGAUCCUCCACACGCUCCUCGAUUCCUGGCCCAGCGCCAUGCCCGAUCUCCUGAGGGCGUUCCAGGGCAGGGAGGGCGCAGCCGAGGCAGAUGGCCGGUGCCCAGUCCUGUUAGAGGUGCUCACCGUGUUGCCCGAGGAGCUCCAGAGCAGGAAGUUCACACCAGGGACUCGCGCCAGGAUUCAGGCCACCCUGGUGCAAGAGUGGACCUUGUUGUGUCCACUGCUGAGAGAGCUGCUGCGCUGUGAAGGCUCGGCGUGCAGCGUGAAAGAGCGAGCUCUGCGCUGUCUGCCGUCCUGGCUCGCACUUGGCGUUGACUUGGGUGAGAGUGAAGGAGUGUUGCAGGACAGCUUGGCGCUACUUAAAGUGCCUGAGCUUUUUGACACGGCUGUGGAGAGCAUCGUUGGGUCACUCUCGGUGCCUGACUGGCAGAGGUCUGUGGACAGCCUUUUGAAUAUGUUGCCCUGUGUUCUGGAGCUCCAGGAGCAGCUGAAGAGAGCUGUACAGGACAGAGACAUGGAGACGUCUCACGGGAUCUGCCGCGUCGUCGUCGCUCUCGGCGAAACUCACUGCAGAACAUUGCUGGAACAGAUCGGACACUGGCAGGGUUUCCAGGCUCUGGUCGGUAUGAUUCUGUCCUGCACUGCGAUUCCUGGCCACUACCCGGUGGACGAGACCUCCAGCUCACUCACACUUGCAUUCUGGUACACGCUGCAGGACGACAUCAUGUCACUGGAAACCGAGAAACAGACGUUUUACCUGCAGCUCUACAGACCUGUGUACUUCCAGCUGGUCGAUGUUCUGCUGCACAAAGCGCGCUUUCCCAACCAGCACGACUACGCCUCAUGGUCUUCUGACGACAAGGAGCAAUUCAGAACGUACAGAGUCGAUAUCUCGGACACUCUGAUGUGCUUGUAUGAGCUGCUGGGCCCUGAGCUGUUGCGAAAACUGUAUGACAAACUCGGUGUGCUGCUGACCGACGCAACACGCUCGCACUCCUACUCGUGGCAGGAUAUAGAGGCGCUGCUGUUUGGUUUCCAGUCCAUAGCCGACACGGUGGACGUCGGUUACUCGGACGUGAUUCCUGGUCUGAUCGGCCUCAUCCCGCUCAUCUCGGUGACCAGCGUUCAGCUCGCAGAGACCGUCAUGCUCACGCUAGGCUCACUGGCUGAAUGGUUGGCCGAUCACCCAGUCAUGGUGCCGUCCGUCCUGUGCAUCGUCCUGCCAGCCCUGUCAGACGCUGACCUCUCCGUACCAGCCGUCUCAGCGCUGAAGAGAAUCUGCCGCGAGUGCAAGCAUCACCUUUACCCGCAUGCCAACGACAUCCUGGCAUCCUCACAGGAUGCACUCGUUAAGAAAAUCCACAAGAGCCCUCAAAGCACGUGGCUCAUGCAGGCUCUGGGAUUUUUACUCUCAGCCAUGCCGGACGAGGAGAUCCCGGAAAAACUGCUCUCGCUGCUCUCGCCUCAUAUCCGGGAACUGGAGAGGCUGGCCGAUCAUGCGCUCAGCCCUGCCACUAAAUGCUCCACACUUCAGGUUCUGGGCCUGAUCUCCAGCAUGUUCUCCACUCUUGACUUGAGCGCGCACGGCGAAGGACCAGACGGGGUUAAAGGUCGCAGAUUUGCUGCUCACAGCAAUCCGGUAGUAGUCGUGCUACAGCAAGUGUUUCCUCUCAUCCAGACACUCCUGAGCAAGUGGCUGAAUGACACCGAAGUGGUGGAGGCCUCGUGUGCCGUUUUCGAGAAAUCGCUGAAGACUCUCGGCGGCGAUUUCGCUCCUCUCGUACCUCAGCUUUGUGAGCUGAUUAGUCAGCUGUUCAGCGCCUUUCCGCAAGCCUCUGCUUUGGAUCUCGUACGACAGUUGCUUCAGAUAUUUGACUGCGACAAGGAACACGUCUCGUCGAUUGCUGCGGUUCUGGAACUUGUCACGAACGUCACCGUGUCUGUUUUUCAGCAUGGUGCAAGAGACCAUCCUGACGUGGUCGAGUCGUUUAUGAAGCUUCAUGCACAGGUUUUGAAAAGGAAAGCAGAUCUGUAUUGCUCCGAGGGUCUUGAUAUCAGAGCUGUCUUCUACUGUGGGAUUUUAGCUCUCAGAUUUCCCGAGACGCCCACUCUGAAGUCCACAUGUGUGCUGUUUACAGAGCUGAUGUCUCGCUGCGAGGACGUCCCUGACGUCCAAGGCGUGCUGCAGGAGGAAGGCCUGCUGCUUCUUCAGACCCUGCUGGAGGCUAUCGGUAUCCAGGCUCCCCGGGGCCUGCAGGAGCACCUGGCCGAGGUUCUGUUCUCCAUCAGUCUCCACUGUCCCAGCUUGCUGGCGACUCGGUUGAGAGACGCCCUGCAGCCUGACGUCUUCACCUUCUUCCCCUUACUCACUCCGGAGAGCAAAGAGUGUUUCUGCCAGCAGAUUCUCAGAACCUUAACAACUCAACUAAAGGAUGAAGAAGCUUUAGCGAUGACACUGGCCCUUGUCGGUGAUAGAAGAAGGUUUCGAGUUCACAUCCCACUUAACAGCUAAGAUUCAUGGGAACAAGUGAGUAAGCGGAAGAUGAGGGACAUCGUGAAGGAGUUUUCCCUGUCGUGUCGGGGUCUACAGGGAACGGAGGACACCGCGGAUUACUGAACAUCCACGUAUUUAAGGACACUUCACGUUCAAACGUGAAGAGAUCACGGUUGAGGAAAAAAAAACAACGCACAGAGGUCUCUGUGUUUGCCUUUUUUCCAGACUUUUAAAAUCACAAGGUCGUGGUUUUCGGACUAUUUUCAUAUUAUACUGUAUAGGGUUUUUUAAAAAUAAUUUGUGUUCAAUCUAAGCAAGAACUGUGCACUACUUUAUCAUCAGCUGCCUUCACAAAGUCAUCGACAUGGUCCCAGGUUCUUCUCCCUGGUGUCCAUGAUUACAGAGUUUGCACUCAGGUGUUACACUUUGUUACUAUUUUAUAUCGGAAUUCUCCAUUCCGAUGGGUCAGAAGGUGUUGCUUCAGUGUUUAUAUUUAAAGCGCUCGUUCUAAUUCAUCUCAACGCUGAAUAAUGGGGGGGGGGGCAAAACAAACAAACAAAGUUUUCAUAAACCACUAACAGAGAUCCUGCAGUAGUGUGUUUAUUUCUGUACGGUUCUAUCUGUAGCAUAAUGGGCCGGCGGCCAAUACGACAGCCGUGUAGAUAAACCGUUUUCUCUCUGCUUUACAUUACACAAUGUCCUUUUGCACUUUCACUUUCACGUGAUACAAGUAAUAAGAAAGUCAUCGGGACGAUAACAAAACAAGACUCGUUCGUCCGUGGGUGGUGGUGUGGGGGGUUUGGGGGGGUGUGGUUUAACAAAGAUAAGACACUGGAAGGAGUGUGGAGAGGAGGAAGAGACAUCGGAUUUCCGUCUGAAAAGUUGCAGGUCCUCCUCCAGCCUCGGACGCUACCGUAUCCUGGUGAACAGAUUCAGCACCGACUUGGAUUCCUAAAACAGCAGGACAAGAAAGUCAGUCAUUUGAGUGUUACCCAUAAUGCAGUGCAGUGUGAGAAACGUGAGGAAAUCGGUUGUGCGAACGUGGAAAACGUAGGUGCGUGUAAAUUGUAAAGGCAUUCUGAAAGUAUUUUUAAGCAGAGGCAUCUAGAUUUUGUAUUGAUGGCAAUAUAUAGUUUGUCUACUUUGUGUGGAUAUAUGUGUGUGUGUGUGUGUGUGUGUCUAACCUUGGUGCAGCGUGUUUUGCUGAAGACGUUCCAGAACCUGAGCGUCUCGUCUCCUGCACCUGUCACUAUAGCCUCGCCGUCUGGAGACACAGCCUGGUGAAGACACACACACACACACACACACACACACAGUUAGAAUUCUGUAAAGGAAUUUAAUUCAAUCAAGUGAUCAAACACAGUUCCCGCUCACCAAGUAGAGCACACGGUACGAGUGUCCGGUCAGUUUGGCCACCUGCGUGAGUGACGGAUAUUUCCACACCAGGAUCUGGUUUUGCGAGUAGCCGUGCGUGCUGACCUGAAAGACACCGGCAGGGUGUGUGUAAGUCCUCUCGCUAUGUCCUAAACCACUCGCUACUCUCUACGUGUGCGUGUUCUCUCACCAGUUCAUUGGCGUGUUUGGACCAGGCCAGGUUGCAGACCUGUGAGCCGGUGUCUGUGCUCUGUAGCGCCUGUCCGGUGAGUGUGUUCCAGAAGCGCAGGCAGCGGUCGGCUGUGCCUCCUCCGGACGCCAGCAGGCCGUGCUGAUGGGGCGACCAGGCGAUGGCCUUCACCGCUGCUAAAUGCUCACUGUACUGCUGCACGGGCACCAGGCUCGAGCUGUUCCACACCAGCAGCUACACAAAGCAAUCUGUUAGAACGUCAUCAGUAUGACUUAUCCUCCUCCUCGUUUGCACCGCGUCCUCACCUUGUUGUCGUUGCCUCCAGAGGCGAGAUGCUGGUGGUCAGGGGACCACUUGAGGCCGCAGACUUCCUGUCUGUGGCCCUGCAGUCUCCUCUCGGCAGCAGGCGGCGUGCGGACGUCCCUCUGCAGGAUCACCCUGUCCCUGCUGCCUGACGACAGCUGCUCGCCAUUCCACGCUAACGCUCCUGAGAUGCAAACCUGUUAUUACGUUACGUUCCAAAUUGAUAGAUAAAAUUUGCACGGAUACUUUCUUUUUUUAAGCCUAACCCUAACUCAUCCGAUCAAAGGGAAGCGUUAAUACGAACCGACACGAGCCGAAUGUCCUUCCAGGCUGGUUAACUUCCUCCCUCCGGCUGCGUCCCAUAUCUGCACAAAGCCUUUGUGGGUUCCUACAGCAACCAAGCUUCCCUAUGAUGCAACAUAAGCAGUAACGGUUGUAAAAGAUGACACAGCUACAUCAUAUUUUAGGAUGUUUGGAUUAUAACAUGCUAAAUGCUACUUCUUUCCAAGUUAUAUUCUUAUAAAGAUUCAUUAAGUAGUAAUGUUUAAUGCCAAAACAUUUGGAGUCAUAAGGAGACUCCCCCUAAUAAAAAAAAAUAAAGAACUCUGAACUCACCCUCUCGUUCCAGCAGACUGAAGUCACAGAGUCUCCAUCUACUGACAAAUCACAUAACCUUGUCACCUGUGAACAAAAACUACAAGUAAUAACCACUACGCUGAUGAAUCAGCAGACCAAAAAUUAUUUGCUACAACGUUCCUUUACGCACCUGACUGGUACAAGCACUCCACAAGUACACACAAGCACCAAGACCGACACUGAGCAGGUUUCCAGCUGACCAGUCUACCUGUUAACACCACAGAAGGCGUUAGAGUUAUAGGUGGAAACGCUGUUUGGGAAUAUUCGGUAUUGCAGAUGUCACAUAAAACGGCUGUGAGGGUGUGGCCUCUGAAACUGUCCGUCUUAGUGACUGAGGUGUGGUCUCUAUACCUGUCAGGCCCAGUAAAGGAGGCAUGACCUUUAUGUUUAUAAGUCUAAUUGAAGGAGGUGUGGCUUCUAAACCUGUCAGUCUCUAUUCAGAAAAGGAGGGGUUGUCUUUAUGUUUGCUGGUCCCAGUGAAAGAGAUGUGGCUUCUAAAUCUCAGUGAAGGCUAUGUGGCUUCUAAAUCUGUCUGUCUCAGUGAAGUAGGCGUGGCCUCUAAACCUGUCAGUCUCAGUGGAGUAGGCGUGGUCUCUAUACCUGUCACGAUGAUCCUGUUUUUUUUUCUCUUAAAACUGUUUGUGUAAUUCUGAAUCACACUGCAAGUGUAUUGCAGUGUACUGCCUGUUUUAAAUAAACUUUUCAGUGACUGUUUAA